GGAGCAUGCAGCUCGUUGGGAUGCUGGUCUCGCGCGCCGACCAAUCAGAGCCGCUCUACGCAAAUCGUCAGCCAAUGAGCGGCCGAAUCAGCCGAGAACAGCUGGUAACAUCAAGGUAGCCAGUUCACAUUUUAAUUUACCGGUGACCUUUUUGUUUUUGGUUUUCUGCACGCGGACGAGCAAGCAGACGGCUGCGGAAGGAGCCAUCGCUUCGUAAGAAAAUGAAUGGCGACUUUAUGUUCCCACCACCUGAAGAAACGAUUCGGCCUGGCGAUUACGCCAUCGUAACCUGGGACUUGGAGACCACAGACAGACACUUUGACGAUCUGAUCUGCCAAAUCGGAGCCUUCUGUCCAGGCCAUAACACCUUUAACCAAUACGUCUUGCCGACGAAAGUCAUCAAUCAUGAAGCUGCCGGCAAAAUUCAUCUUCAGGUGGUGGUGCAUGAAGGGCGCCGAGUCCUCAUCGACACAGUUACUCGGCAGAUCCUCGAGUCGGUGGAGGAACAACUCGCUCUGCAGCGCUUCAUGGGCUGGUUGUACUCGGCCAAAGGCAACCACGCUGGCGUGGUGCUCAUCAGUCACUCCACCAUCAAACUGGACGUGCCUGUCCUCCUGCAAGCUCUUGCCAGGCACAAAUUAGAAGCUAAAUUUUUUGAACUCGUUAUCGGCUUUGGCGAUUCCUUCGGACCUUUCUCAAUGGAAAUGCGCGGCCAAUUUCCUGUCUUAUCUCUGCAGUCUCUGUACACAGCCAUUGUUGGACCGCGAGCGGAACAACAUGAUGCUGCCAGUGACGCUGAAGCAGUCUAUCGUCUCUUGGAAACUGCUUUUGGGUCGCCACUCUCCCUCAAUAUCCCACAACUGCAGCGCUACUGCUACACGCCGCGAGUGAUGGCUUACUACGUGGAAUGGAAGCGCCGGCUGAUCGAGAAGGCAAAGCAGAUGAAGCCGCUGGUGGCGCACAUCACCAACUGGAAGGUGGCCGGCGGCAUCAAGUGGGACCUGCUGACCAUCGGCUACGACUACUCGACGCUCACCUUCCGCUACCAGACGCUGGGCGAGGAGCGCUUCAUCGCCGAGCUGCGCUACCAGAUGCACUGGAAGAAGCAGAACGACAUCUGCUACCUGACGCACACGUCCGAAAUCGACGCCGAGACCAUCGUGCAGGGCGUGCUGCAGCAUUUCCGGAACCUCGGCGCCGAGCGGAUGCCCCUGCAGCAGCCCGUCUAUCAGUAUCAGGUGGCCAACUAGACGGUGAGCGAGCACCCCUUUCGUUUUGACAGCUUUCGCCGUUUUGCUCAUUUCUCCGGCUCACGCAAAAAGUUGUUACUCUGAAUAAGCUUGUCUUGGUUAGUCCUACGCUGAAACUUUUUCUAGUCUUGAUGCUCUCUAUAAUGUAGAAAAAAAUGGACUGAUAGCAAUGAAAGCCAGUUCGUUUUGUUGACGAUAAUUAUUAUUGCAACUGAACUCGAGAUGUUUCUUCAAGCUUUUAGUGAUUCCUUGAAGACCGUCUUGGACCAAGUUUCUGAGCUCACCAAACGAUUAUUGAGGGUUAAAUUAGGUAAAGUGGUCAUUUUUCCCUCCAAAGAGUCGAGCGUGACGUGCGAACCUUUUUUCCCGCCAAAACAAUAUGAAAGCGAGAACUGCGCAUGCGUCAGAGCUGGUUUUGCAGAGGGACCGCCUGUGCCUGUGCGAAUGACUUAUUUGUUACAUCCAGCCAGCUCUGACGCAUGCGCAGUUCUUGCGUUCAUAUUGUUUUGCCGGGAAAAAAGUUCGCAUGUCGCGCUCGACUUUUUGGAGGGAAAAAAUGACCAAUUAACCUAAUUUGACCCAUAAGAAACGAUUGGUGGGCUCAGAAACUUUGUCAAAGACGGUCUUUAAAAUCGUGGAACAUGCACUUGUUGGACUUUUUGCGUAGGUUGCUUCAUUGACUGAAGUUUCGCAAGAAUCGAUGCUUUUUAAGAACUGCAAGUAAAAAAUGUUUGUUUGGGAAGAUCAGGGUGAAUGGUACAAGAAGUGCAUUUAUGUUUUAAAAAAUCAAAUUGGGUGUGCAAAAAUUUUGGGUGUGCUGAUUUCACACAAAUUGUGAUAUAAAAGCAUUACAAAUCUGUGAUUAUCAGUUAAAUUUGUAUGUAAACCUCAUCAUUUCUCGACAGCACAUCAAUUAAUUUAAUGAAUGGAAACUCUACAUAAUAUGCCUGCUUCUUCACACGAUGAUUUAAAAAGAAAACGGAAUAAAAAUUGCUUCCAUUGUAUAGCUGUUUACUGUUAGAAAUUGGAUAAUAUGAUGAUGUAAAAUUAGAUAUAUCAUAGGUCACAAUAUACACUUUCUGUGGAAGGGAUCGCAGUCCAUGAAUAUUAUGCCAUUAAUUGCCGAGUCUUGCACGUAAAUGCAACUUGACUGUGUAAUUAGAGAGGAAACUAAUUUCACAAACUUUUGUACGCUCUGUUAUUUGAGUGUAGCAUAAUUGACGCUCGCGAAUGGCUUUUUAAAAGCGUCCGAGCGUCAGCUAGGAGGAAAGGGCAGAAUCAAAACAAAACGUUUAAAUUCAAGUCCUCAUAUACUGUUGUUUUACGAAAUAGCGAACCGAUUAUAGACGAUUUCUAAUUAUUACGAAAUAAUGAAAGCAAGCAAUAUUGUGACCAUCAACCCUCGAAAAUUUGCGUCAAUCGAGCUGGAUGAUAAGUUAAAAAUGAAUAUAGCGUUGAAACUCCCACUCUAUCUAUAUAUUUUUUCACAAUUUAUUCAUUCAAUUGAUUGAAAAGAAACAAGGGAAAAUAUUCAAUGAUGCUACGUGAAAAACCAAUUACAUUAUCCAUACAUUUGCAGUUAAUUGAAGCUACGAUAAUGAAUAAUAUCUCUUGUUGUGUAGUAGAUUGAGAGUCUUGAUAAUCUGUAUCAAUCAGCAAGGAAGCAAGUCCUCAUAAAUCUUUCACGAGCAAUUUUCCUAGAUGUUUAAAAUACUAACAUAAGCAUAAUAUAUAUAAAAUAGUAUUAUUACAUUUUGAAAAAAAUAGUAUCUGUGAUCCACUAACGUAAAUAAUUAAUUAGCGAACAUUAAAUUUAUUGUUUCCCGGCUUUGUCAGGCAGGAGACGAGUAAAUUUUUAAGCAGAGAAUGAACACAUACCAAAUACCUCCACUGUGUAAAAUGUCCAUAGAGACAUAUUCGCCAGGUUAUGAUUGUAUUUUUGACAUUAUUUCGUCUGCAAAUAAAAAUUUUGCUUUUCGAUCGGA
Messenger RNA from Cloeon dipterum, 3235 nucleotides. RefSeq lists its product as uncharacterized. Bases 222 to 1250 code for a protein of 342 amino acids. Lineage: Eukaryota; Metazoa; Arthropoda; Insecta; Ephemeroptera; Baetidae. Gene Ontology annotation, molecular function: nucleic acid binding. The transcript is spliced from 5 exons. The record is from RefSeq and is a predicted model, not a curated record.